Cinara cedri is the source of this 8711-nucleotide messenger RNA. NCBI's taxonomy places the organism in Eukaryota, Metazoa, Arthropoda, Insecta, Hemiptera, Aphididae. The record is from the annotation of a GenBank genome assembly.
CUGUAUGUUAUCCUUUUCAACUUCCCAACCUACAAUAAAAGUAUCAGUAUCAGCUGUUUUGUUUUAAUAGGUAGCAAUCAAAACCUAGAAUUAGUUUCGAUUUUAUUGUAAUAAUAUUAUUAUUAUCAUUAUUGUUUAUUUCUUAAUGGGCCCCACUGAACAGGUUCGUGUUAAGUAUGUUUAAAGCUACGGAGUAUUAUAUUUUUAAUUACAUUGCCUAUAGUGCGUGUUGACGUGUUGAAACUAUCGACGUUCAAAUUAUUAUGUAAUGUUUUAUUGAUAUAAACUCGAUAAUCCUCGGCAAAUUUACUCGGUCUUAUCGUUAUUUAUUGAUAGGACUAAUGAUCAUAUUAAUUUCUUUUACUCAAUGCAUACUAUACAGUUUUAUGUAAUGAUAUGUUGUUUUUAUGCACGCGUGUGUGUGUGUUCACGAUAAAAGUAUAAAAUAUUAUUUUAAAAUAAUUAAAUUAGUAUUAUAAUACCCUACACUGUAAAUAUAACAAGCUUAAUGAGUUUAUAAAUUAUAAUAUAGUAUAAUGUGUGAAAUAAAUUAGUAACAAAAUGUAUUGUUAAAAACUCGAAUACGGUAUUUGUUUAUCGGUUAUCAUCAUGCGUUUCUCAAGGACCGUAUACCAGGUAUGUAACAAAAUAUUAUAAUUUUAUUUGUUUUGAAAUCAUACGUAAGUAAUGAGUGCAGUUUCGCUGAAAUGGCAACACGUAAUAUUUCAGCUGAAUAAAUUUCGAUUGUAAUGGAUUUUUUUUAAGAAGGCUGCAAUACCGAAAUACAUAUUUUGAGUCAAUAUUAAACAUUCCAACUCUUGUGCAGAUGCAAUAAAAUUUACCAAAAUCCUAUUUUAAGCACUAUAGGAUCCAUUUUUUUCUUUUUCGAGGAACUUUGAUGGACAUAAUUUUUUUCUAUGUUUUCAAAAAUAACCUGAGAUAAAGCCAUUUAAAUAUUCUAAAGUUUAUUAAAAAACAUACAUUAUUUUCUCGAUUUUUCAAAAAAUUAAAACUUAAAAUAUGUUAUUAAUUUAUUAUGCACUUAACUGUGAUUAAUUAUUGUAUGAUUAUUUUUACCUAAAAUUUGUUUUACAUUAAAACAGUAGUUAAAUUUCUUCACUUUGAGAAUAGGGAUCCCAAAUUUUAAAACUUCUGUAAUUUAAUACAGGUUCAGCUUUUUUCAGGUUCAGUAAAUUUUUCUGGCAUCGAGAGCCGAUUUUAUUAGGCACGAUACUGCUGACUAUAGUAUAAAAACUAUACUUAAACGAAAAAUUGUACAAAAAAUAAAAAAAAAAUAAAUAGAAACAUCGUUAAAUUUGAUAGUGGUAAUCGAAUCAAUAUUGUAAUAGGUAACUAUAAUAUAUAUCUUUGACUAAACGUCGUUUUUAUUCAACACUCUCCAUUUACACACAUAUAAAUUUCCUAAUCUAACGAUACAUAAUUUGAAAUGUAUAAUGCUCAUAAAUAACUUUGAAGUUUAGGACAAGAGUGGUCGACUCUAAGUAGUUAGGAUGAAGGAGAAGAAUGAGAAGAAAUAGAACUUUAAGUUCUUUGUCAGUUGUUUUUCUUAUACUUCUAUAAUUCUAUAAUAUGUUUCAUAAAUUUAUAAAUUAAUUUUUUUGACAUGUCUCGUUCAAACAUUUAUCUUUACUUCAAUUAGUGUUUGCAUCCAUUUAUUGUUUUUCAUUAUAUGGCCGAUUAUUUUUUGUUUUCUUUUCCUUAUUAUUUAGUUAUCUAUAUCAAUUCCCGUUAUUUCAAUCUUAAUUAGUGUAAUUCCUAAUUUUUAACUUUUUUCAAGGAAUUUCCAAUGUUCUUCUCUUACAUCACGUUUUAAAUGUUAUAUUAUACCUUGCACAACAUUCUGAAUAAUUUGUUUAAAAAAAUAUCACAUUACCAGAAGGGUAAAAGACAAUAUUAUUAUUAUUAUAGUCUUGAUAAUUUAUUUGUAUUUUGUUUAUAUCCUGUAAACUGCGCGUUUAGGUGCAUGAAAAAUGGUUAUACACGGUUACCGUGAUGUUCGCAUUUGUACUUUUUAACUCUGCAUUUUGCGAGGUACGAGUAAAAAUCGCCAAAGGAAUACUAAAAGGUCGAAUUUUGAAGUCGAGAGGUGGACGACCUUAUUAUUCGUUUACGAGUGUGCCGUACGCAAAACCACCAGUUGGCGAACUUCGAUUUGAGGUAUAGCACACUGUAAUACUAUUUAUAUUUUACAUACAUUAUUAUACAUUAUUAUAAUUCAAAAUGAAUACAUAAAUAAAUAUGUAUUUGAAUAAUUUUAAUAUUGUUGUAGGCUCCGGAACCGGUUGAUCCGUGGAAUGGAACGUUGGACGCUACCGGAACCGCAAACGCGUGCGUUCAAAAGAGUGAAAUGUAUGGCAACGAAGAUUGUCUGUACUUGAACGUGUACACGCCAAACGUGACCGACGACCAAAAAUUCCCCGUAAUGUUUUGGAUUCAUGGUGGUGGAUUUUCGAUGGGUCACGGUAGCCCAGAAAUGUUCGGUCCGGAUUAUUUCAUGGACAAAAACGUGGUGUUGAUUUCGAUUAACUAUAGACUGGGCGUGUUGGGUAUGGCGUAUUUAACACCUGAUACAUUAUACUAAUAAUAGGAGGAAAAAACAACGUUGUAAUCAUAGACACCAGAUUCCAUAAAGUUUCGUGGGUCCCCUAGAUGACGCCCGUGAACUUUAUACGAUCGAUUUUCAACACGUACCAAAAAAGUAGCAAAUCAUUAAUAAAUUUUAGCAAUGUAAAGUAAUAGUAAAUAAUUUUAAGCUCUAAACUGGGUGCUCGGUAUCUUUAGGUAGUCAAAUCGAGUAUAGUAUAAAUUGAAAGUAAUCUUCCUAUAAGCAACAUGUAGAAUGAUUUUUAAACAUUUAUAAUUCGCGACCACCUAAUUUAUUUUGGAAGGCAACCCCUACUUAAAGUGUUUAAUUGAACUUAAAUACAUUUUUCUAAUAUAAAUAUAGUGUAUUCUAGUAUUAUAUACAUCAUAGUUACGAGACGAAGCUGCCGCGCCGCAUAGUGAGAACAAAUUCAAUUUUAGCCAGAUAAAAUUGUUUUUUUCUCUUUAUCAACUUUUUAGGAUGUAAUAAAUAUUUAAAAAUGUUUUUCAAAUAGUAUUUAGUAUAGUUUACUUAUAAAUAUGUCUAAAACAAACAAUUUCAAUUGGCAUAUUUAAUUAUUAAUGGUAUUUUAACUAUACUAUACAUUUAUGAAGUGUACAGUGGUGUAUUUGAGAAAGGCAAUUAGGAAAUUUGUCCCCCCCUAAAUUUUUUUUUUUUCUUGCGGUAGCUGUAAUUAUAAGUUAAAUUCUAACAUUAUGAGUAUUAUGACUAGGAUGUACUCACCUAUCAUGCGUUUUCACCAAAUACGGUACCUAAUUUUGUAACUACAAUAAAAACUUUUUUUAACAUCAAUAGGUAGUAUCAUGUUUUGCGCUAUAAUCAUAGAUAAUAAAGAAAAAUCCGUUAUGUAUAGUUGUAAUCAAAAUCAAUAAUCAAUAUUCUGAUAUGAUAAUUCUUUAUUUUUAUUAUACUUUAUAAUUUUAUAUUACAUUUUAUAGUUAAUAUUACAGUGUGCCACUAGUGUAUUGGUACGGUGCACGGCGUGUUAAUAAUGCACCACUUCUCUCUUUCAACCUAAAAUUAAAAUUGGUAUAUCUCGUUAAUGGAUUGACAGAAAUCAAAAAUUUCAACUCUAAAGUUUAUUUUAACUAAUACUCAAUUUAUUUAUGAACUUUUUAAUAUAAGUUGCCGUUUGAAAAUCAAAAGUAGGUAGUUGUUUUACUCCCAAAAAUAAGGGUGACAAAAAAAAACAAAUUUAAAAUUGAGGAGCGACUUCUUUAUUGAAUGUUCUAUAAAACAAAUUCCAGAAAAAGUUAAUACUUUCCAAGACAAUAAGUGAACCCACUUAAAUGAAUCACCUGGUAUAUGGCAGUCACUCCGGUUUCCCCCGUGUGCACAACUACGAUUAUUUUAAAUAUAAUAAAAUUAUUAAUCUAUUAUACUAGCGUUCUGACUAAUGUUCUAAUCUAACCUCUAACCUAUUUUACCUGAAGACGCUGAGCAUUCAGUUUAGAACUUAAUAUUUACCAAUGACAUAGUAAUUUUAUAAUUUUGAAACUGCAUUAACUAAAAAUAUUUGCUUAUUAUAUGCUUUUUUUUGGCAUACAUUUUAAGUCAAUCGGACAAAGAGUGGGAGGGGUCAAAUUCACGGAUGUUCUUAGAUAUCAUGAACUUCAACAACUUUCUCAUAUUCUUAAGAAAAAUUAUUUAAAAAAAUAAAAUAUAGAUAUUCAUUGUCUACUGUGGUUUGAAAUUAGUGCUGUAAUAUGUUACAUAUUUCAUAAUAAGUCCCCACCGGCCAAGUGACGAUUUUCGGCGGUAGUUCCGGGGUGGUCAAUGUCAACUAUCAAAAAAUAUUUAAAAAAAUAAAAUAUAGCUAGUCAUUGUCUCCUGUGGUUUGAAAUUAAUGCUGUACCAUGUUUCAUAUUUCGUAAUAGGUAUUCCAUAAUAAAAGGAAAACAUGUUUGUGGUCUUGUAGAUUGCCUUGUACUGUAAUAAAACUAAUGUUGAAAAGGCCUAUAUCAUCUACCAUAUCCUAUGAUAGCCGUGCUUCAAAGACCUGUCCCUUUUAGACUGCGGCCCGAAUGAAAAAAACAUAGGCGUGAUCUAUCUAUAUUAUUAAUAUCUAUACACGCGUAUUUGUCACCGACAGGUCUUUUGAGUGCCGAAGAUGAAGUUAUACCAGGUAACUACGGGAUGAAAGACCAAGUCAUGGCACUGCGUUGGGUCAGCGAAAACGUCGCAAAUUUCGGUGGGGAUUCUGGACGAGUGACGAUUUUUGGCGGUAGUUCCGGCGCGGUCAACGUCGGCUAUCAUAUGUUGUCACCAAUGAGUAAGGGCUUGUUCCACAAAGCUAUACUCCAAAGCGGCACCCCGUCGUGUCUUUGGAGUACGUCCUUGCCGGGUGUGUCCCGCGAACGCAGUAAAAUCGUCGCUAAGCUCGCCGGAUGUGCCAGAAAUACUUCCAGAGAUGUAUUGCAAUGUCUCAAAACGAUACCGGCUGGUUUUUUUGCCGACGUCCAUGAAAAACUCUGGGCAAGUCGACUUUUUUUAUUUUUUGCAAGAAUUUAUAUCACGAAAUCACGGUUGUAUAAAUAAUGGUUGACUAAUAAUCACUCUAACCAUAAUAUUAUAUAGCAGCCUCGAGAUCUGAAAUUUCUCUAAAUAUCACGUGGCAAAAACAAUGAUUGUACAGGGCUAAAUUUUGUUGGAAAAUACUUGCACGGAACCGUAUUUUUGUGGAAAGUAUAUUUUAGAAAAUAAAUUAUUGGCUACGUAUUUUGAUGGUAUCAUUUUGUCAGAAUCGUAUUUUAUUGGAAAUGUCUUUUGUUGGAGCGAUAAAUGAUAAAAAUUAUGUUAUUAAAUAUUAUUAUUUUUACGGUUCCGAGCAAAUACGUUACUGAUAAAAUACAACUUCGGGCAAAUACGUUUCUUACAAAAUAUUUUUCGACAACAUAUGGUUCUGAGUAAAUAUUUUUAAAUAUUUUAUGCACCCCCUUGUGUAACGUUAUUUAUACUUGCUCGUAAUCAAAAUUUACUUUUAUUUCUUAAUAUAUUGUAACCAUAUUGUUUCUUGUAAAUUAUAGUAGGCACUUAUGGAUUGCACUUAACUAUACUAUACUAAGGCUUUUUGGCUGUGAAUAGUAUAUUAUGUUUUUCGAAAAAUAACAUUUGGCUAUAAUAAAACCGUUAAAUAACCAUAAUAUUUACAAUCGUGAUCGGAACGAAACGUAAAUAUAAUUAAAAAUAUGUAUUUCGUCACGUUCAUAGGAAUGGCGCACGUUUCCUACGAUAUUGUUUUCGCCGGUAGUUGAACGAUGUGAUUCGGGCCGACAAGCGUUUCUUUGCCACCAUCAACUGUAUGACUUCCGACAAGAGUCUUUCGUGCCAGCCAUUAUCGGCUUAAACUCUGCUGAGGGUGGUAUGAAGGUCGUUGGUGAAUAUAAACAUUAAAGCAUGUUAUAUGUGAUUUUAAUCAAUCCAAAACAUAUUAUUAAUAGAGCGCGGAUUUAUAUUCUCUUAAAAUUUUGUGUAUACGACUAAUAUUCUCUGAAAAUAUUAUUAAAAUAUGCAAAUAUAUGUUUUUAUAUCAAUAUAUUCUCUUAACAUCUAAAUAUGUACUUAUAUGCAAAACAAAUUUAAUAAAUAAUAAUUAACUCAUAUUUUUAGAUCGUUAUUUUGGCAUUUCAUUAAAUUAAAACUUGUAAAUCAAAGAACAACUUUUAUAACUCAAAAAUAUAAAAAAAUAAUUUUUUAAUUUUAUUAGAUUUCGAAUACAAAACGAUAACUCAUUAUCACUGGAAGAAAACAUGUGAUAAUUUACGAGAUAACAAAUUAUUAUCAAUUAUUCGGGCCGUAGGUGAUCUGUUGUCUGUAAAAUGAUAACUAGAUAUCAAAAAUUGGACUAACAGGUUGUGUACCAAAGUCAUUUACCGUAUUCAUGUUAUGUUAAAUAAUAAAAUAAUAAUUUUCACACUUCAUUAUCAUUUGCCAAUUAUCAAACCGUAGUGGCAUUUAAAACUAUUAUACGACGUAGCCAUUAAUAAAUUAUUAUAAAAUAGAUAAAAUUAAUCGCAACGGUUGAAAUGUACAUAAUUUUUUAAUUCCUAAAAAAAUAUUUCAAUUUAUUUAAUUUUAUAUUAUUCAAAUAUGCAAAAAAAAUGAUUUUAUAUUAAUAUUACAUUCGUUUAACAUCAAAAUAUGCAUUUAUAUGCAAAAUACAAUUUUUUUGUAUUGUUAACCGUUAAUAUAUCUUACUCUCAUGAUUACACAAUGUGUAUUCAACUAUUAAAAAUAUGUUUUUAUAUAGAAAUCCGGGCUCUAAUUAUUAAAUAUACUCUGAGAAGUGAGAGUGAUAUGUUUCAAUUUUAGCUUUGUACAACGAUACAUCUCUCCUGUAUCCUGAAUUUCGUACGAAUUUCAAUCAUUUGAUGUCGAUCAUAAUGGCGUACCGAAAUUUUACAUUAAAUUUGAAUGAAAUUGGUAGACGAAUAUUUGAGAAAUAUUACCCGUCUGGAAGAAUGGAAGACGAUUCUCAUUUUCAAACACUCCAAGUAAUUUAAUAGAUUUUCGAACAAAUUAAUAAAGUAUUGAUAAUGCAUAAUAAUAAUAUAGUAUAUUUAUAAUGUUUUUUUAUUUUUUAAUUAUAUUUUUUUUAUUGAACCGAAUUUAUAACAUUUCAGAUGAUUACAGACGGUAGUUAUUUGCAUGGUAUACUGGGUACGGCUUUUAAACUGUCCUCGCCGGUGUAUUUUUACUUAUACAAUUACCAAAACGAAUAUUCAUUCAACACUUUGUUCGGGAAGUGUACUAGAAAAUUAGGAGUGACACAUGGUGACGAGUUAACUAGUUUGUUCAAGUUAAACGCUAUAAAUCCUCGAGAGUUAAAUAGCAUGGAUACUGCGGUCUCGAAGCUUAUGGUCGACAUUUGGACGAAGUUUGCCACGUCAGAGUAAGCGAGAAAGUCGCAAUAGAUAUUUUAAUUUAACUACUUAUUAGUAAUGAUAUAUUUAUAUGUAUAUUAUAUUACCAAUAUAUACUUUCAUGUAAGCAUAUUAAUUUUAAUUUAAAAAUUUACAAUUCCCAAUGAGUUAUAAAUAUUAAAAUAUGAUAGUAUGUUCGAUAUUUUUAUAGGAUACCUACUGUGGAUGGAACGGAAAAUGGUUUUCCUUGGCCAGCGUUUAACUCUGAUGCACAAAAACGAGAAAUCUUGCACAUAGACUCGGAGCGUCCUAGUAUUAUGGAAAAUCCGUUUGAAGAAAAGUACAAAUUUUGGAACGAUUUGCCUAUGCUUUCUAAUUUAAAUAAAAUAAUGUUUGAAAAUGUAUUAGCGUUUGAACAUCAUAAUAAUUUUGCAAAAGAAGAGUUGUAAUAUUAAUAAUAUUCGUGUAAUGGGUCCAAUGCAUUGAUUUUAGGUUUAAUCUAUUAUUUUGUAGUCCGUUGUUGAUUUUCAAUAAUAUUUGUGUAGUAAUAAUAUAUUAAAAUGUAUUAUAAUUCAUUUAAAUAAUAUUAUUCACAAUAGUAUUGCCUUACAUUGGUUGUUCACCGUAUUCGUAUCAUUACUGAGUAUACAAUAGGUCAUAUUAUAUCAUUAGUAGGACUAAGGGUAUUGCUAAGUUAUUGAUACCUGUGUUUUAGUAUUAAGAUUUAUACCGGUAUUUUAGGUAUUUUCAAUGUAACAAUAAUUUCUCUGAUAGUCUGAUAUGUCAUAUACUAUGAUAUUACAACUUAUAAUAAUAUACCAUAAUUAUGAUUUAAUAUUGACAGACCUUAUUAUGGCUAAUUUGCUCAUUUUUAACGAGAUAAAAAUCUGAUACUGAGGACAGAUGUGCCACUGUUGUGGGUAGGAAGCUUGGAAGGUAGGAUGCAUAAAGUGAUUUAAUUUAUGUCUGUAAGCAACGAUAAACCAUUGCUAAUGAAAAACGAUUCGGAGCGAAGUUUGGUUAUACACGUUUUUAUAGACCGUAAUUUUCAUCAACAUUUUUUCUUAUCACAAAAAAAUAAUACAUUACACUAAAUUUUUAAUUUUUAAUUUUAAUUUUUAAAAUUACACGCACACAACAUUCUUCUUUACACAUUUGUGUGAUAACUACAUUUGAACAGAAUGUAAGCACAUGCUCACACUCACAUUGCCAGUUAUAUUGCU